Molecule: messenger RNA, 273 nt
Organism: Closterium sp. Yama58-4
Lineage: Eukaryota; Viridiplantae; Streptophyta; Zygnematophyceae; Desmidiales; Closteriaceae
Source: the annotation of a GenBank genome assembly
AUGCUGCCGUACCUUGGGAGGCGCCGCACCAGCAAGGGCAAGGGGGGCAAGGGUUCGGGAGGGGCGGGCGGGGGCGGUGGUGGUGGCGGUGGGGGCGGCGGGGGAGGUGGGGGUGGGAGUGGUGGGGGGCGUGGGGGCGGCGGUGGUGGCAGUGGAGGUGGAGGCGGCGGUGGCGGCGGUGCGGGUGGAGGAGGCGGAGGCGGCAGUGGAGGUGGAGGCGGGGGCGGUGGAGGCGGCGGGGGUGGAGUUGGUCGGGGUGGUGGUCUGGAGUAG